Haplochromis burtoni (Burton's mouthbrooder) is the source of this 1402-nucleotide messenger RNA. RefSeq lists its product as uncharacterized. The transcript is spliced from 7 exons. NCBI's taxonomy places the organism in Eukaryota, Metazoa, Chordata, Actinopteri, Cichliformes, Cichlidae. Bases 126 to 1097 code for a protein of 323 amino acids. The record is from RefSeq and is a predicted model, not a curated record.
AAGUGUGAUUUCUUUUCAGCUCUUACUGAUAUGAGCUGUGUGCUUAGUCAUGUUGACUGGCUGCCUGACUGCUCUGUGUCAGUGGACUGUUUCCCGGAGAUACACUUCAGCUUUGUACAGUAAAAAUGGAUAAUACCUUCACAUCCAAACCAAAAGGAGAAAACACAAAUGUCAUCAGAAUUUCGGUGUUUCUGUUUCUGGCAGGCUUUCACCCAGUACUGUCUUCAGAUGGAAAGCCCUCUGAACUGGCUGACAGUGGCUUGAAACCAGUCAUUAUUGGCCCAAACUAUGUGACGGUGGGUGUGCCAAGCAGCAUUGAGUGCGGUUCCAGUUGUGGGACAUGUACCUACUCCAUGUCUCUGGAUGGACAAAGUGCCGUGGGUCAAAGCAACAUGCUAGCCUUUACUAUUAAUAGUUGGGUACCUUCUUUAACAGUGACAUGUACAGUCUCAGGCGACAAUGGGCUGAGUGCUACGGCAACAAAGAACAUCCAGGUUUUAGCUGGACCUACCAAUGUUUCCAUUUCAGGCCCCAGUUUGAUGAAUCCCACAGUGAGCCAUACCUAUAAUUGCUAUGCGUACUGUCAGCCAUCCUGCUACUACAGCUGGAGGACAGAUAAAGGCCCAUGGAUCCGUAGUCAAGGAAAUGUUGUUUCUAUCACUCCUCGGGAGAUGGACACCUCCAAAACUGUCACCUGCAAAGCCACCAAUCGCAUGUCUGGGCUGUUUGCCACUGCUACUCAAAACAUAGCUGUGCCAUUUGGACCAUCAAAGGUUCAGAUUGAAGGCCCAGACGUUGUAGAAAUUGCGGAAACGUAUAAAUACGUGUGUACUGCCGAAUGUCACCCUUCUUGUCGCUUCCUGUCGUCUGUGGACAGUCAGACCGUGAGGGGCAAUGUGAUCGAGAUGACAGUGGAUCAUCCGCUUAAAUCGGUGACUCUCAAGUGUGAAGCGCAAAAUACUGCCUCAAGGAAGACAGUUACAGCCCUAAAAACUGUACAGAUGAAAGUGAUAGACCGCAGUCUGUCCACUCGCCCUGAAGAAACUUCAGCCCUGCUGCUCCUUGCCUUCGGCAUUGCUACUGCCUUCACACUGUGAUUGAGUACAGAACAGAUCUUUUUUAGGCGCUGAGGAUCAGUUUUGCGAAGAAAUGGCGCUGAAUUGCUGACUCACCUGUAGCCUAGUGCACAUUGAUCUUAUGCAUUUGCCUCACAUGUUGUUAAUAGGCGGAUCCAUGUUUGUACUUGAUAAAUUAACUUGAAAUGUUGUAUGCGAAGGGAGUGUGCGUACAAAGCUGACAUUAUUCUGCACUGAUACAAUUUAAAUGUGUACAAAGAACACAUUCUUCUUCUGACAUGUACAAAAUUAUCAUCUCUAUUAAUAAAAACGGACCUACUCUGGAA